Molecule: messenger RNA, 1245 nt
Organism: Recurvomyces mirabilis
Lineage: Eukaryota; Fungi; Ascomycota; Dothideomycetes; Mycosphaerellales; Teratosphaeriaceae
Exons: 2
Coding region: 1-1245 (414 amino acids)
Molecular function (GO): FAD binding
Source: RefSeq, a predicted model, not a curated record
AUGAGUGUCAAUGAUACGAUGUCCCGCCAUCAGUUGGCGGGCAAGAGUAUCAUCGUCGCCGGCGCGGGAAUUGCUGGUCUGGCAGCUGUUCGAGGCAUCCUUCGGAACUGGCCGCAAGGAGCCCAACGACCACACAUCACGGUCUACGACCGUGAUCCUCGCAACCUCCCGAACGAGCGUGGAAACUAUUCUCUUGGCCUCAGGAGCGACUCACGCUCAGGCGGACUUCAGGCGUUGCGUAGACUCGGCCUGAUCGAUCAGAUCUACAAUGCCAGAGUGGUACAAUCAGAUCAUGGCGUAUUGAUUAGCGACCGGAAUUUCAGGUCACUGCUGCCGAACAGACGUAAGCCUGCGACGCCUGUUGAAGGCCUUCCAGCAAAUGAGAUGAGGAUUACACGCAACGACAUUCGCGAAGUCAUGAUUGAGGCAGUCGAAGAUGAAGUCGAGAUGGAGUGGAACUUGAUUUGCAAGACUGCUGCUGUGCUCAAAAAUGGCCGAAUGGAGGUGGGACUGAGUGACGACACGAUGGAAGAAUGCGAUCUACUAAUUAUAGCCGAUGGUGCGAGCAGCAAACUCCGGGCUAGCCUUCGACCUGAUGAUGGGCUUAGCUACGCUGGUGUGGUAGUGAUUGGUGGCAAUGCCGACUUCCCUGACGGUAAAGUGCCACCCACCUUAAAAGACAACUUCGGCAUGGUACUUGGUGGCGAUGGACACAGUCUAGUCGUCUGGCCGAUCGUGGACAACAAAUUCGUGUGGUUCGUCACCCGUCGAGACCCAAAGCCUGCUGUCGUUCUUCGCGGCGAUGAAGCUGCGGGCAGAAAGGACGAGCUGAUAGCAGAAGCUCUGCGGGAAGGAGCCAUCUUUUCGGAACCCUUUCCUUCGCUCGUCGCAGCAACGGAUCCUGCUUCGCUGAAGAUCUUCAAUGCUCAAGAUAAGCCGCCAAUCGCGCACCCGCAGGAUCCUUUUCUGCCGUACGUGUUCGUUGGAGAUGCUAAUCAUGCCAUGAGCCCUUUCGCGGGUAAUGGCGCCAACAUGGCCAUCGUCGAUGGCGCCGUCCUCGGCGAAGAGCUAUGCAAAUCUGCAACAGUGGCGGCCGCCGUAGCUGAGUUCGACAAGGACAGCAUCCCUCGAUCUGCUGCCUCGAUCAAGAAAUCGCACCUGGUUAUCAGCGUCGUACAUGCUACGGGAUGGAGACACUGGCUCGUACUUCUCCUUGCGCGCAUCUUCGGAUUCUUCCUGAGGUGA